CUUCGCUGUUGCUGGCUUUUUCAGGAGCUGCUCGCUCGCAGCCCGAGACGCUGCUGCUUUUUUUUUUUUUCCGGGUUCGGAGCCAUUCCGGAUGCUUUAGGCUGCCGGAUGUCUGAUCUCCGGAUAACUGAGGCGUUUCUGUACAUGGAUUAUCUGUGUUUUCGAGCGCUGUGCUGCAAGGGACCACCGCCUGCGCGCCCUGAGUAUGACUUGGUUUGCAUAGGUCUCACGGGCUCCGGGAAGACUAGUCUGUUGUCCAAGCUCUGCAGCGAAAGCCCGGAGAACGUCGUGUCGACCACAGGUUUUAGUAUAAAGGCAGUGCCAUUCCAGAAUGCUGUUUUGAAUGUAAAAGAACUUGGAGGAGCUGACAAUAUCCGGAAAUACUGGAGCCGCUACUACCAAGGAUCUCAAGGGGUAAUAUUCGUAUUAGACAGUGCCUCUUCAGAGGAUGACUUAGAAACUGCUAGGAAUGAACUGCACUCCGCUCUCCAGCACCCACAGCUAUGCACUUUACCCUUUUUGAUAUUGGCCAAUCAUCAAGACAAGCCAGCAGCUCGCUCAGUACAAGAGAUCAAAAAGUAUUUUGAACUUGAACCACUGGCACGUGGAAAGCGCUGGAUUCUACAGCCCUGCUCUCUGGAUGAUGUGGACACACUGAAGGACAGCUUCUCCCAGCUCAUAAACUUGUUAGAAGAAAAAGACCACGAGGCAAUGAGAAUGUGAGACCUGACACAGAAGUUCCGGGAAAGCCUUGAACCCACCGUGUUCGUUCCCCAUCCUGAUUCCAUGUUGGUAUCGAGACUGGCCCGGCUUCGGUAUCUACUUGCCUCUAGCUAUUUCAGACUUUCAUCUCUCUGUUAACGUGACUAUUCUGAUAAGUCAGGUGGAUUAUCAUCGGCAUUAACGUCAAGUACACACUACUGAGAGAGAAUUGAUUCUCUGGUUACCACUAAUUAUCUUCACCGCAUGUCUCUUCUUCCUGUUGGUCUAAGAAUCUUUUCUCUGCUUUGUGCUAACAUGGAUGGAACUCAGAGAAAUGAGACCCGUUCUGAAGACCUCAGAAAGGCUCAUGUGGCUUCAUUAACUUUUCUGGACUUGGGAUCGGAGGAUUCGAUCUGAGACUCCACACGAUGUAUACGCCAUUGAUAUUUCCGUGAUCUCUUAGGGGUUGGAGUUUUUUUACAUUUUAUUUUAUCUCAUCUGGUUUUCAUAUUAUUUUCUUGUGUGUGUGAGGAUAUUGACUUUGUAGGCUGAGUGAAAAAUGGCAGCCCAAAACUUCACCCCAUCAUCUUCUCUGGCUCUGAAAAACUCUAGAAAGUAGACCUGGAAGAAUUGCUUGAUCCUGCCUGCAACCGUGUCGCCUGCCUUAGGAGGGGGGCAUCCUAGCUAAGGGAGUAGGAACCAAUUUAGGCAAGAACAGGCAUCACUGAUUUGAAUCUGAACUUCUCAAAUAUUUUUUAGCGUCAUUGGUCUGCAUAAAACCAAGCUGCAACAUAAGCAUUGGCCUUUCCUAGAAAUCAGAAAUGUUUGAAUGAAAUCUGGAAAAUGGCUUUUCAAAUAAUAAACAUAGCAGCCAAAGUCUAAUUCACGGUUAGGACUUAAGCUGGCAUGGGUUUGAUGAAGCUCAAAAAGGAACCCCGUUAUUUAUUCAUCAAAGGGUAAUGUCACUUAGGGGAGUGUGCUCAUUGAGUUGUUAAAGGUCUGUCAGUACUUUUAUUAUAAACCUCUAUUUUCAGGGGUGUCAAUGUGCCCUUAGAGUAUGCUGGGCUACAGCAGAUAAAUAAACUCAGUCUGAAACUAAUUUUUUUCCACUUAAUUUAAAUGAUAAAAUUGCCUAGAGUAAAAUGUACAGUUUUAGUAAGAUUUAGCACCUUUGACCUUUUUAAAAUCAGGAUUAAUCUAUGAAUAUUCAGGUUCAUAGAUGAAAUAUCCUUUGGAAUAUCUUGUAGACGCUUGACCACUCAUUAAAAUACUAAGUGGCCAAAUGAUAGAAAACUGCUCCCUAAGCCCAAGCAAUAAAAACACAUGUCUGUCAUUUUUAGGUAGUAUAGACUGAUACCCAGAUGCCACAGACGUAAUGCCAUAUUUAUCACAGGGUGACAGGAAACCUUGUGACUCUCCAGAGGAGAGUCCUCAGAACCCUGCACAGUGCUCAAAUGCAGUAUUUGUGAUUUCAUCUUGUAAAUUGAUUUUAAUAAAAAAGACCCCACACUUCUUUAAGCAUAUAUAUAUAUAUAUAUAUAUAUAUAUAUAUAUAUAUAUAGCAUGGACCAGCGAAGGACCCAUGAUAAUUCAUUUUGUCUAAAGUAUCCUUGAAUAUUUUUAAAACUGUGUGACGAUGAUCCACAGGCAGCACAAACCUUUAAUCCACAUGAGCAGUUACACAA
Mus caroli (Ryukyu mouse) is the source of this 2387-nucleotide messenger RNA. It is a transcript of the gene Arl15, whose product is annotated as ARF like GTPase 15. NCBI's taxonomy places the organism in Eukaryota, Metazoa, Chordata, Mammalia, Rodentia, Muridae. The record is from RefSeq and is a predicted model, not a curated record. Gene Ontology annotation, molecular function: GTP binding; GTPase activity.